Molecule: messenger RNA, 12841 nt
Organism: Musca domestica (house fly)
Lineage: Eukaryota; Metazoa; Arthropoda; Insecta; Diptera; Muscidae
Exons: 6
Coding region: 109-11304 (3731 amino acids)
Source: RefSeq, a predicted model, not a curated record
CAGAGGAUUUAGCAGCUUCAGAGCAGAGACGGUUCCAAUGUUGUUUUAAUUAUUAGAAAUCAAUUUAAAAGUUUUACCGUGAAAUAUUUCACAAAUUACCAAUAAAAAAUGGAUGAUAUAGAUUUAUACGAAGACCUGGAUGAAUUCCAAGAACAACAUGAACAGAAAUCCAAAGAAUUAAAAGAAGCCGAGGCAAAAUACCAAGAAGCUUUGCAAACCAUACACCAGCUGGAGGAGGAGAACAAGAGUUUAACAAAGAAAUUACAUCGCAUAGAAUUAAGUUUUCAAAGUCUAUUAGACACGGCACGCACUGAGAUUAGGCGCAAGGAUGCAGAAAUUGAAAGACUGCGAAAAGAGAAAGACGACAUCUGUUUUAGAAGAAGAGUGCCUACACAUUCAAAGAAUGUGGAACAAAAUCAAAGAAGUUCAGCGUCUGAACGAAGAGAUGAACAGCGUUUGCCAAAAUGUGAUGCAGAAAAGCAUCCUGCAAGAAAUGAAACUUCCGAGGAUAUUCAAGGAAAUCCUAUCAAAAGACGCCUUGAUUCCAGUCCAACAAUUCCCAGUGACAAGAGACGUAAUACAAACGAUGAAUAUCAUCGUAAUACAGGGAAGAUUUCUGCACAAGAUGCUAGCUAUAGUUCUAGAUGUAAGGAUAAAAAAGCUGAAGUAAGUCCAGUUCGCCAAAGUUAUAAAGAAAAAUAUUGGGAACGACGCGAUGAACGGGAUAGAAGAUCACAUCACUCGCCAUCAACGAAAAGGAGAAAUGAAUGCCGCAAAAGAAGUCCAGAUCACAGGGAUCAUCAGCGUUCGCAUCACAGAGAUAGGGAAUCGAAAAAUAAAUCUGAUUAUGAGCGAGAAAAUGAAUACAAACGUUCCCACUCACAUCGCAGUGAUUCCAGAAAGACAGAAAACCACGUCACAGCAGAUGGAGACUCCAACAGAUCGACAGAACAUUUGCAUUCUUCAAAAGUCAAAGAGAUGAAGAAUUUAGGAUCCAGAACCCCACCAACAUUAGAAUCCAACAACCGAAUCCCCAGCGAUAAUCAAAGUAGCAUAAAUGAAUCAGACAAUAAACCGAAAAAAGACUUUCGAAAAGAAGAGGAAAAAAGCAAAUGUUUCGUGGCGAAAAAUAAUGAAAUAAAUCCCGAAGAAGGACCUCCCAAGGACAAUGUAGCAGGGUCUUCUAACAGGUGUAGAAAUGAUCAACAGUCUUGCAAAAAUACGGUCCACACUUCUUCAAAGGAAAAUUUGUGUGAUGCGAUUUUCCAACGUUUGGAUGCAGAUUCCAAGAGAAUGGAUACAUUAAAAUUGCACCACGACAAGUUGGAUUUAUAUGAGGUUCUUUAUGAAGAUUUGACUAAAGAUUCUGAAGAAAGUAAAAUGCCAACAAAUCACCAAACCGCGACAAAUUUGUAUGAUACUCUAUACGAAGAUUUGACUGAAGACCCCAAAGAAAUUUCUAAUAAAACAUCAAAUGACCAAACCGGAACAGAUGUAUGUGACAUGCUUUAUGAUGAUUUGGAUACGAAACCCAGGGAGGAGGCCAAUGAAAAUAUGAAAACCCAAACAAAGGACAAUGUUUGUGAUGUCCUCUACGAUUAUUUGGAUGAAGAGUCCAAAGGAAAAAGGGAACAACCAAAAUCAUCCACUGACCAGAUUUCAGGCAAAGAAAACGGCAAACCAAGCUCCAAUGAAGAUGUAUGUGUUAUCCUGCACCCUGCUUUGAUUCAAGAAUCCCAGAAAAACGUUAACAUUACCCGGCCAUCUAACACGCCGCGCAAAGAUGUUCUAUUCAAUGCACUCUUUGGCCCAUCGCCAAGUACAACAGAGAGUAGCAGUGGUGGAACUCCCAAAAAUAUUAUCAACAGAAAUCUUGAAAUGGGAUCUAAAACCACAUCACCAAGUGAAUAUAGUGACAUAGAUUCUGGUCCAAAUAGUAAAAAUAAUCAGCCUACAAGUUUUAAUAAAAUGGAAUUGGAAAAAUGUUUUGUACCGAAUGAUGCGAAAUUAACAAAGAAUGUUAUUGAUUUAACCGAGCAAGAAGAAGAAGAAGGAGAUAUCUGUGAUAACGAAAAGGGGGUAGAUUUUAAAGGAUAUACAGCAGAUAAGCAAACCGGAAAUUCAAACGAAAAUCGGAAUGCUCAAAACAACACUAACAUACAAAUACCUGGCCUGGAUUUACUUAUGGUUAGUCUAACAAAAGAUAUUCUGAAGACAUCCAAGAGAAUAGAUGAGAUAACUGCUGCCACCAAAACCCAGGAAGUUUCUAUGACGCGGGACUCUUCUUUGGUAUACAAAGCAAAAGACCUUCAAAACACUCAAUGUAUCAAUGAAAAAGUUUGUCCUACUACAGACACGAAUCAAAUGUCUUCCUUGACUGAAAAUCAAAACGGAAAGGCUGUCACUCGGGAAAGUUCCUGUAGAAUGACUGCAGGUUCGAACAGUGGAAAUUCGAUCGAAUCCAAACAAUCUGAAAUUUACACAAUAAAUAAAGAAGUUGAAGGUCCAAUGAAGCCCUCAGAAAUAACAAACCUAAACGAUAAUGUUGAUGAGCCUUUGAACUGUCCUAAAAUUGCAAAACCUUCCGAAACGUCUGUUUUAUUUACAAAUCCCAAUGAAAGCAGUCUCAAAGAAGAUGACAUACCUAAUGCAGUCGUUGAUGUGGCUGAAAGCUCCACUAAAAGUGCAGGUCAUAACAACGCUGAUUCUUCACCAAAAAUGGAGUUCUCUUCUAAAGAAACUGGAAAAAUUCAUCUUCAAAAGAGCCAGCUGCAUGUAGAGCAUAUAUCGGAUCCCGUAAAUACAGCCGAAGAGGUAUUUCACGUUAAUGAAUCUGAAAUGAAAAAGAGUUCUAAAAAUGUUUCCAAAGAUGUCAAUUUAAAAGAAGCUUCUAUUACCGCGAAUUUAUUACCUUCCAAGUCUGCGGCGGCAGUUCAAAAUGUUGAAGAUACGAGUGUAACGAAAUCAGAAUUGAAAUUUCCACCAAAGUCUUUGGAGGCGGUGUUGAGAACAGAUUCAGUUACAUCUUCCAAGGCAUCUGAUGAAUUAGACUUGCCUCCAAAGUCCUCGUCCUCGGAAUUAGGGGAAAAAUCUGAUUUAUUUUCUUUGUCUGAGACCAAAGCCAAAUCAGAUCCCCCCAAAUUAGAAACGCCAACCAAAACUCCUACUUCUAAAACAUUAAAUAUCUCUGCCUUGUCUCCCGAGGCUUUGUCGACUUGCGAAAAAUCCGAUUUCACGAAUUUAGAUUCUCCCUUAAAAUUGUCUAAGGAAUUGGAAAACAUGUGUUUUAAGCCGAUAACCUGUAUUAAAUCAGCAAAAGUUUCUCCAAAGUUAGAUUGCCGAACAACCGCAGCUUUAAAUACCUCUAAAAAACCGGCAGUAGAUUCCAAUUACUCGAAUUCUGAAGAACCGAAAUCGAUUCAAGCGCAACGAGAUUCUCCGCAACUAAAUUGUACAUCAAUCACACCCAUAAAACUAUCCAAAGCAUGUGAAUCAUCCCCAAGGGUUAUGCAAACGUUGUUAUAUUGUGAUGAAUCCUUGCCGGCAGACUCCACUUCCAAUACGCCUUUAAUAGCAGCAAAAGAAUUGGAUACUAGCAGCACAUCUUCCAAACAAAAUUCUUCGGGUUGUUCUUCACUCGAUUUAACCUGGUCGGAUGGCACACCGGAAAAGAACAAAACAAUAGAGACUGAAAGCUGUUCUUCUAAAGAAUUUAAGCAGGAGGGAGAUCCUACAAAUCUUAUACCCCAAAAAGCAGAAGUAAUUAAAGAAAAAUCUGUCCCAAAACUGCAAGAAGACCGCAAGCCUAUUGAGACAACUUUGGAGAAUCAAGAGAUUUCCAAUUCAAAAGGGGAUUCAAAUCUUGGAAGCUCCCCCGAAUUGAAGACAGCUACAAAAGAGUCUGAAGAUCUUGAAACAUCUUUGAUUAUUAUUGACGAUCAUCAAGAUGAUCAAGACGUUUUAAACUCAAAAAGCCAUUUGAAGCCAGAAAGUCCCACCAAACUGCAUAAAGAUACAGUAGAACCUGAAGAUUCCGAUGCUUCUCUGAUUAUUGUUGAUGAUCAGGAGUUGUGUGACUCAAAGAGAGAUUUGAAUCAAGGAAGUCCCAACAAAUCAAUAAAUGAAAAAAGAGAGCCUGAAGAAGAUUCAGUUGUUCAUAAUUUUUUUGCUGUGGCUACAAAUAAUUCCGAAAUUUUUGAAUUGGAAGAAGAAAACAUGGGAGAAGAGUUGGAAGUAUCAAAUCCAGUUAUAUCAGAAGGAGGUGUAGAUGAAGAUAGGGACUUGGAACCGAGAGUGGAUAACAAUUUAAAACUGGAUCGAAACGUAUCCACUCAAAACUCCAACACCUUUGAAAAUAAUCCAAAAGAAGCCAAUAACAAUUGCCUUGAAACAUAUUCCAAAAUUCCAGCUAUGUGUCAACAGUCUGCCAUGUGUCCAGGGCAGGAGAAAGAUGAAUUAGGGCAAAAAAAGGAAAUGCCUGAAAGUGAAUGUGGUCAGGAGGAAAAUUUGGCAACAAAAACUUCUUCAGAAUCAGUUGGUGAAGCCAGUGCUGUAAGAGAUAAAACGACUAAAGAAAAUAAUGGUAGAGCCUCAGAACAAACAAAAGCUCCUCUGGUAGAAGAUGAACAGCCCAGCCUCAUUUCUGAAGAUCAAAAAAGACAUUCGAUAUUAACGAAAGAUAUUGGAAAUUCUUCAACUGAAAAAUUUAAGACAAAUAUUUCUUUGAAAAAUUUAAACACUGUCGAACAUUUUGAAGAAUCUGAAAAGGAUAAAGAAUUAAAAAUGCACGAAGCAAAAGUUUUAGCUUCCUCCGAAGAAAAACACAAAGAUUCGAUGGUUGAACAAAGUGAAAAAUGUAUCGAAAACCCCAGUGAAGAAGAGGACAAAGAUUCGAUGGGUGGACAAAGUGAAAAGGCAGUCGAAAAAGCCACUGAAGAAAAGGAAAAUUUGGUCAUGGAAUCUCCCAUGAAGAAUAAAACUCCUUUGAAGUUCUCAAAGGAAACCAAUUUGGAUUAUAUGGAGAUGGCGAAUGUUGCUUCAGCUCCACUUGAAAUUGCUGAAAAUUCUGCUAAAGGAAACAAUGGUCUCGAAGCUAAGUCUAAGGAUGAAAUUGAAAAUUUAGCAAAUUUCAGCAAUGAAGCCAAGGAAGUAAAUGUAGGAAGUUCUGACCAAGGUAAAUUUUCUUUGCAACCUCAGCUUAAUUUGAGGUUCACGAAAGAAACCAAUUUGGCAGACCACGAUAAAACCGAAAAUCACCAAGAAAAUUCAGAUCUAACAUCUAAACUGGCAAAUGGCACGACUGAAACAACAGGCAAGGAAUUUGAAAAUACCUCAAGCUUACUUUCAAAGGAUACAAGUGUGGGUCACGCCAGUAUGCCAAGCCUUACUAAACAAAAGACUGAUUUUAAGGUGCCUAUUCCGCAAAAUGUUGAAAGUAAUCUAAAUAAUAAAACCCCCUCCGCCAAGUCAGAAUUAGAAAUUGUAAAAUUCCAAUCCCCCUCUAAAACAAAGCUGUCUCCAAUCAUUAACAAUACCUCAAGUGAUUGUACAACUACCCUGAAAUCGCUGAGUUUAAAUGACUGUUACAAUGUUCCCAUUGUGUUGCCUUCCAUAUCCACCUCAUGUCCUACCCCUUCAAAUUUUAGUGGGAUUUUCUCUAAGAAUAUACACAAAAGUUCCAGUGAAAAUCUUUUGGAAAAUUCGAACAUUUCUACGGCCAAGUCUAAAGAAUUUAUUUUGCCAGCCACCAGUGUCCUUUGUACGGUAGAUACUUUAAAAGAUGCCACAAAAACCACUACCACCACUGCGACAACAACAAUGAAUUUGUUAAAUAAAAAAUUGCAUUGGGAAUUGUUGGAGGUGAACAAAGACACCAUUGAAAUUGAAGAUGAUUCGGAUGCUGAUAGUUCUGAUGAGGAUAAGAAAUUGAAAAUAAUGGAAGAAGAAGAUCAAAAAGAUGAAAUUCAAAAUAUGACCAAAGAGAAUGCAGCUGAAGAAGAGAAGUCUCCUAAGGGGGGACUUACAUGUCUAAAGAAUGAUAGCAUUCCCCCUGCCUUGGAGACCCUUGAAGUAAAAGAACUUUUGACAAAAGACUCGAAACUUAAAUUCUCUGAUAAAAUCAAGGGUUCCCGUACCCAAGAGAGGCAAAAAACCAAGCCCCUAACUGUCUCCCCCAUACGUGUACGAAGUGCUGAAAAACUUAUGGAUAAGGCCAUACUCCGAUUGGCAAUGAUUAAAAAGAAAAAGCUCCCCUUGUGCCUCUCCUACAAAUCGAAAUGCCAUCGAAUUGCAAAGAAGAAACCGAAAUUAAUUGCCGGCAAUUCAAAGCAAAGAAAAGGCAAGGCAAAAAAUGGUAAAUCCAAAAUGGCGGAUACGGAUGAUUCGCGUAGCACCUUGGGAGAGAUUCUAUCGAGCAGUAUGCAAGAGAAAUUGGUUUUGGAAACAGUGCCAAAAAGGGAUAAUUUAAGGAGGGGUAGGUGUUUAGAUGAAAACAUGCGUUCGGUGAAGGGAUUGGAAACAGCUUCUUUCAAUGAAAAGGUUCCAUUUGAUUUGAGAGGUAAAGGGGAAGGCCAUAUAGCAGCUGAGAAGACGAUAAAGGCAAUUGAUGUAUCGGAAUGUCAUGCAGCUUCCUUGAACAAAAAUGCUUUAUCAGUGUUGAGGGAUAAUGGCGAAGGAGCAAUUGAUGACUUGAAAAAGGCGAUUGAUGACCGGGAAUAUCACUCACCUCCCUCGAAUAAAAAGGCUUUUUCUGAAUUAUUGAGAGGUAAUGAGGAAGCCAUAAUUACCGCUGAUGAGCCCCCAAGGCCGUUUGGUGAUGUCCCAGAAUGCCAUGCUCCUUCCCCGAAGAAAAGGGAUUCAUCUGAUUUGAGAGGUAAUAGAGAAGGCAACACAGCAUCUGCUCAACAAUACCAAAACUCAUUCCGGAACAACAGGAAUUCAACAGAGUUAAGAGGCAAUGGGGAAAGCUACAUUGAUACUCGAGAAUGCCGUACAUCUUGCCUUAGUAACAAGGAUUCAACAGAGUUGAGGGCUAAGAGGGGAGACAGCACAGCAGCUGAUGAAACCAUAAAGUCAAAUGAUGAAAAUCCAAAAUUUAAAACAAUUCCAACUAAGACAAUAUCCCUUGGGGCUAAAAAGGAAAAUGAGCAAACGAGGACCACGAAAUCAGAUAACUCAGAUGAAAAUACCUCCCCAAUUCGAUAUCAAAAUAUUUUGGUGGUUUCCCAAACUCCCACUUCGCCAAUGCCAAAUACAUCUGGAACAAUGAAAACUCCUUCAAAUAUCCCUGGUGAAAUAUCGGAAAAUAUUGACAACUUUAUGAUGCAAACUUCCUGUGCAAACCCAGAUAUUUCCAAAGCCCCUGAACAGUUGGAGGAGAUACCAAAAGCUGUGAUGGAGGAAGUAAUUCGGAAAACCCCACAAUCAGGAAAACUAAUGCCAAAAAUCGCAUCUAAAACAAAUGAUAGUGUAAUUCCCGGUAUUCCCGAGACUUCCUCUAAAAUCUCUGACAUGAAAAUAAUCCUGGAAAAGGCAAAAAACUCAUCUCCACUUGGACUGAAAAAGGAAACGGCUCCAAUGACAUCAAAAUCAAAUUUGAAUACAAAAACAUCCCCAAAAUCUCUUCAUAAUUCUGCAAUUUGUUCUCCAGAGAAAAAAGCAUCAAAUCCCAUAGUUUCUAUUGCCAAAAGUUCUCAAACUUUGGCCGAUAGGAAUGCGGCCAGAUCAUUUAUUAUGAGCUACAAAAUACCCAAACUUAAAAAGCCCACAAAAAAUGGAACUCAGAAAAACGCAGCUGAAUCCCCUGGCUCGGACAAGGCGCAUAAAAUGCAAAAUUAUUUGGCAACAUUACAAAAUAUUUUAAACAAUGAUGUGGUACCACAAACCUGGAAUGUGAUUUGUGCAAACAAUGCGAAUUUGUGUUCAAUGGAAUCUCGUAGAAAUUCGGAGAAUCCCUCGCCCCAAACAUCAAUGGAAAAUCGAUUUUCCAAUAGAGGUGAUUUAACGAUAAGAAAAUCAAGAAGAAAGUCCAUGUAUGCCGAUGUUGCAGAUUCUGGGUCUAUUUUAAAACCCAACCAUGAUGUAGUCAGUAAAGUCAGUGACCCAGGUCCUUUGGAGAAUCAAGCCGAGAAGCCUGCGAAAACCAUAAAAUCAAGAAGAAAAUCAAGAGUUAUUGAGAUUUUCGAUGGUCAAAAUCCGGAAACCUCUAACUCAUCAUACAGCAGCAUUUCGCUGAUUUGCCAAACUGAGGAGGCUUUAAAGGAGAAGACCAAAUCUAGUUGUCAAACAAAUUCCAUUAUAAAACCCAAAAACCCAAGACGAAAAUCAAUGUGUGCUGCUGAAUUGUGUGAUUCAAGUUCCGGCAAAGAUGAAUAUCAGGAAAUUCCGACAAAUUCUUUGGCAACUCAAUAUGUUGAGAAGACCAAGGAAGUUGUUGGCACUAAAGAAAGGCAAGGUAAAGAGGAUAUUGGUAUUAAAUCUGAAAAGAAAUCUCUAGUGACAAGGCGAAAAUCUAUGUUUGCUGAGGGCAAUGAAUCAAUAUCUUCCAUCUCAGAAAGUGCGACGAAUUAUGAAGAUACCACGGGAAGUCAAUAUGAUGAAAACCCCUUACAAAUCAUUGGGAACAAAUCAUCGGAAGGUAGCGAAGGGAAUGGCAUUGAAUCUGUAAAGACAUCGUUGAUAGCUCGGCAAAAAUCCAUGUUUGCUGAGGCCAAUGAAUCAACAUCUUUCAUUUCCGAAAGUACGAAAUAUAAUGAUGAGGCAACAGCACUGGAAUCACAAAGACGAAAUCUAGACUCCACAGACAAUAAUCUGCGCUCCAAGAAACCAUUAAAACUAAGACGAAAAUCUAUGGUUUUUGAGGUAAACAAUUCAGAAAAUUCUACUUCUACUUCUUUGGAUGUCCAUAAUGAGGGAAUUCAGAACGAUGGUGAAAAUGAGAUAUCAAUGAGAUUGACAGAGCACAAUAAAACCCAAAAUUCCGUGGAUAAAAAACCUUUGAAAUCCAGACGAAAAUCAAUGUUUGUAGACAGGGAAGAUUUGAAAUCUCCCCCAGGACAGCAGCUUGAAAAAGAAACAAAUAAAUCUUUUGUCGAAAAUAUGGAAAAUAUGGAAAGAGGCAAGAGUGACAACCUGGAGAACAAACCUUUGAGUGAGGAUAAAGCCUACCCUAAAAGUCAGACUCUAAAAGAGAAACCCCUUGCUGUUGAGAGCACGGCCCAAGGUCAAAGUACCAUUGAAACUGCUGUUGAAACUAAAAGUGAAAAGAAACCCUUAAAAGCAAGACGUAGGUCAUUAUAUACGGAAAUUCUGAGAGAGGAGGAGGAGAGUGAAAACUUGGAUUCAAAACAAAGUGGGAAAUCUUUGAUUAAAACGGAAGGAAAGGAUAAGGAGGGACCACAGAAUUUGGCAAAUGAUAAACUUAAGUCGAAACCUCUAAAAUCAAGGCGCAAAUCUAUGUAUGCCGAGGUGGGUGAUUUGAUGGCAGAGGAAAGAACAUGUAAACCUCAAAAUAAUGAAUUGGAUGAUACAACAUCACAGGGAAAAAAAUACAAACCGGAAGCAGCUGAUAUCUUAAAAAGCUCUGACGCAAAGGGCAAACGAAGAAAAUCGAUAUACGUAGAGGAAUCUAUAACAAAGGAAGACGCUGCUUCCAAUAACCUUGAAAUAGAUGCUGCUUCAUCACAAGCGACACUUGACAAACCAGAAGCUGCUGAUAUCUUAAAAACCUCUGAGGCAAAGGGCAAACGAAGAAAGUCGAUAUACGUAGAGGAAUCUAUAACGAAAGAGGAUAUUGAUUCCAAUAACCUUAAAAUAGAUGCUGCAUCAUCACAAUCGACACUUGACAAACCAGAAGCUGCUGAGAUUUUAAAAUCCUCCAAUGCAAAGGGCAAACGAAGAAAGUCGAUGUACGUAGAGGAACCCAUAACGAAAGAGGGUAUAGAUUCCAAUAACCUUAAAAUAGAUGUUGCAUCAUCACAAGGGACACUUGACAAGCCGACAGCUGCUGAAAUCUUAAAGUCCUCCAAUGCAAAGGGCAAACGUAGGAAAUCAAUGUACGUAGAGGAACCCAUAGCAAAAGGGGACACUGAUUCCAAUAACCUUGAAAAGGACAAAAAGAAAAUCACGAAAAGCCGUAGAAAAUCCAUGGUUGUUGAGAGACACGAAGUGAUGGACAAUAAUGGGCCUUUCACGUGGGACCAUAAUCAAGGUAUAGAGGAAAGUCUUUCUGAAAUAACCACUAAUGCCAUGGACAAUACAAAUUUCAUGCCAAGGGAUAGCCAAAGGCUAAAUGUUGACAUGAAGGAUACGCAAAAAAUGACAGCCAAAACCACAAAGAAAAGAAGAAAAUCAAUGGCUACUUUUAUGGGAGAAAAUCUUGGAGAAAAUUCUAAAAAUACCAGCUAUGAUGUUUUGCUACCAAAUCCCUCCGAAGCCCAUGAAGAAAUAACAGACAGAAAAUCCACUUUAAGGCCACGCAGCAAGUCUAUGUAUGUUGAAACUCCCACGGAGGCUGAACUCUCGGAUAAAACUGCAGGAGACAUGCCCGGUGAUUGUAUUAACUUCAACCCGAAACAUUUCAAUUCUCAGCGUCGUAUUUUAGACUCCAGCAGCGAUGAGGCUGACACCAUUGUCCACACACUGCCCCUUAAGCCGGUAAUACAAAAUGUCGAAAUAAUAACCCCCCCACCACCAGCCAAGAAAAAAUGUUUGGCACGCAAACGACGUGUUGUUAAAGUUCUUAGCUCCUCCUAUCAAGCGGAUGCCAUGGAAACACCAUCUUCCAAAGAUCAACAAGAUUUCUCAGCUACAGAAUCGUAUGGAAUUGUAACUGAGAAAUCUUGUCUAUCCAUGUUGAAUACCCAUCCCAUUUUCAAUACUCAGGUCCAUGAUGAUGAGGCAGAGGGAAAUUUAAAUUUAAAUAAUAUGACACCAUCAUUGUUACAUGAUGAUCGUUUUAAGGAAAUCGAUUCAACCAUGCAGGACAUGUUUAAUUCGCCGCAACAUGAGCCACCAAUUGGCGAAGAUCAGCUAUUAAAUGAGACCAGCUCAAAUUUAAACGUUGACGAGACGACAAAUUCGAAUAAAGAAAAUACAACAAAUUUCCAGGAUGACACAACAUCGACGACGACCACGACCAUGACCAUGACGUCAACAACAACAACAUCCACUUCCAUUUCAACCCAUAAUACCAGUGACAGCACCAAACAUGUCACAUUGGGUACUUCGGAAUAUCGUUUCGAAAAGGUAUCCGAUAAUGUUGUAAAUUUAUUUAUAUCGCGCAAACGCAAACGAAAACAAAAAUAACAAGAAUUCAAAUGAAUUUUUUCAAAUUGACAACAUUUGUUUUCAAUACUUUCUAUUUUAAAGAAUGAAAAAAAAAAAAAAAGUAUUUUUUAUUUUAAGUUUAUUGAAAUAAGUUCGAAUCUGUAUAUAAGUUAAUACAAACAAUGUUAUUGUUGUUACUUUCGAAUAAGUUGUUUUUUCUAUCCAUUCGUUUGAUGUUUUUUUUUUUAAGUAACCUAGAAAUAUACAAACCGAAAUAAAUUUUGAAAUAUGUAAUUAUAAAAAAUGUUAAGAUUUGUAAUAAUUAAACGAUUCUCAAACAAACAAAAUUUAUAUUGGAUGGAACAUAAAAAGAGGCAUAAAAGAGUAGAUCAAUGAAGACGUCUUCUAAGGGACAAAAUCAGUAUUGAAAACCAGUAAUAUAGUAUCAGUCGGUUUUGCCGACAGAUUUCUUUGGAUGACCAUAAUGAAGGAACUCAGAACCGGAAAUCAGUGUUUGUGGAUAUGGAAGAUUUGAAAUCUUCCCAAAAGCAGCAGCUUGAAAAAGAAAGAAAUAACCAGUUUGUGGACAAUCAAUGUAAAAAUAAUUUGGAAAAUGUGGAAAAAGGCAAGAGUGACUCUAUGGAGAACAAACCUUUGGGUGAGGACAAAGCCUACUCUAAAAGUCAGAUUCUAAAAGAAAAACCCAUUGCUGUUGAUGAGAGCAGGGCCAAAGUACCAUGGAAACUGCUGAUGAAAAUAAAUUUGAAAAGAAACCCUUAAACGCAAGACGUAGAUCACUAUAUACCGAAAUUCUGAGAGAGGAGGAAGAGGAUGAAAACUUGGAUUCUAAACAAAGCGGGAAAUCUUUGAUGAAAACACAAGAAAAGGAUAAGGAGGGACCAGCCUUUAAUUAUGAUUAUGUCCCCAGCCUUGAGUUAUGAUUAUUCACACUGUUGACUGUUUAUGGGGAAGGUUCAGAAUCAGUUGGCCUAUAUUGCCCAAUUCGUAUCUGACCUAAGACUUUUAUAAACAUUACAACAUGCCAGAUUUGGACUACUUCCUAUACUUUUUAUGAGAUAUGUGCAAGUUUUUGGAAAAUUUGCACAAUAUGAGUGAGGUAACAGAUAUAGCGGAGCGAAGUAUUUCAUUUUCAUACUUCAUGUAAUACAGAUAAAAAUAUUGGUUUUUCAAAAUUUGAAGAAAAUCGCAUUCAUAUUCAAUUUUAUGCGAAAUCAUAAAUUUCGAUAAAUUAUAUCAGAUUUCUGGUUAAGAGAAAUAUUCAGAUAUAGCAAGUAGUAAAGAAUCACCGACUUGUUUCUCACAUAAGGUAUCAGAAGGAGUGUUGGUGGAAUUAUUUAGAUGUGCCAAGUCUGAAUGGAAUCAAAUGUUAAUUUCGCGUUUUAUGAGCUUCUUGGAUAUUCAAAAUUUUGACCCUUUGUGGGAAGGGUACCAGAAGGAGUGGACCGAUAUCUCCGAUCUACACACCAGACCUUGGGCUAAUAAAAAUAUUAUGAUGUGUGUAAUUUGAAGAGAAUCGAAUACUUAUUUCUGCUUUUAUGAUCGUUUUAGUUAUUCA